Symbiodinium pilosum is the source of this 543-nucleotide messenger RNA. The record is from the annotation of a GenBank genome assembly. Lineage: Eukaryota; Dinophyceae; Suessiales; Symbiodiniaceae.
AUGGCUUGCGCAGCAGGUUCAAGCGAUGUCUGCUGGUUGUGUGAGGGCAGAGACAGCGCAGCCUGCGUGAUCUGCGGUCCACCGAUUGCGGCGAGUUCCUGUGGGCAAUCGAGCGCAUUGGUGAGCCAGGAUGGCUGGUGCUGCGACGACUCCCGAGACGAGAGGUUUGGCAACUGGACGCAUGCUUCUGUGGAGGAAGUCAACCUGAAACUUCUGGAGGACUCUGAGGCCCUUCUUUUGGCUGGCAAUGCAUCUGCCGCUUUGGAUAUGGCGGAGCAAUGCUGCAGAACCAUGGAGGAUCGGCUCAGCGGCGGCGGACGAAGGGCGUUGCGGUACCAGGAAGCCAAGCCUGGCGAAAUCGAGCUGCUUUGCCUUGCUUGGGUACAGCGAAUCAGGUCGAGCCUGUUGCAGCAGAACUACAAAGCCAUGGUGGAUGACACCAAGAAAUUUGCAAAGUUGUACGAAGAAAUUGGGGACGAGCCAGAGCUUCUCCACAAGUUUGAGAAACAGGUGACUGGAGCCUCUGUGGUGGACCAGAUAGAG